CUAAAGAGUGUUUAUUCAAUAUAUCAACUACCUCCCUUGUUUUCCUAAUCAUCAUUUACAAAAGAAUAGAGGAAUCAACAGAUCAUUGCAUCAUUCCAAUUCUGUAAAAUUCAAUGGCAUGCAUCAGAUUGAUUCCACAUUCACAAAACCUAAAUUCAUUAGUAUCACACCAUCAUCAUCAUCAUGUUUCCUAUCCUCAACAACAUCACUUCAUCAAUUUCCAUCGCCACGUCACAAAAAUCAAUGCUCUCAAUAAUAAUUCCAAUAAACCUGAUGGUGUUCCUCUUUUAUCUUGCUCCGAGGCCUAUGAAAGGAUGAAAAUAUUCAGAGAAAAGAUAAAGGGAAAGCAGCAAUACCUUGCUAUGUACUCUAGUAUUUUUGGUGGGAUAACAAUUGAUCCAGAAGCUAUGGUUAUUCCUAUGGAUGACCACAUGGUCCAUAGAGGCCAUGGUGUCUUUGAUACUGCAGCAAUAAUGGACGGAUAUCUGUACGAGCUAGAUCAACACCUUGAUCGCUUUCUAAAUUCAGCAUCAAGGUCUAAAAUAGACCCACCAUUUGAUCGUGAAAGUAUACGAAAAAUUCUCAUACAAACUGUGAGUGCUUCCAAAUGUAGAAAAGGAGCACUAAGAUAUUGGUUAUCAGCAGGACCUGGUGAUUUUCAGCUCUCUCCCUCCGGCUGCCACCAGUCAGCACUUUAUGCAAUUGUAAUACAGGAUAUGUCACCGGCCGUGGCAUCAGUUAAGUCCAGAGGAGUUAAAGUCAUUACUUCGUCUAUUCCAAUAAAACAUCCCAAGUUUGCAAUCACUAAGAGUGUGAAUUACCUUCCAAAUGUGUUAUCAAAGAUGGAGGCAGAAGAAGCCGGUGCUUUUGCUGGCAUUUGGCUCGACGAUGAAGGUUUUGUUGCUGAAGGACCGAAUAUGAAUGUGGCUUUUGUCACUAAAGAGAAGGAACUUAUAAUGCCUUACUUUGACAAAAUUCUAAGCGGAUGUACCGCUAAGAGAGUUUUCACCCUUGCCGAGGGUUUAUUGAAGCAGGGUAAACUUCAGGGGAUAAAAAUGAAAAAUGUAACUGUGGAAGAAGGGAAGAAAGCAGAUGAAAUGAUGCUUCUUGGAAGUGGAGUUCUUGUUUGCCCUAUAGUGCAGUGGGAUGAACAGGUUAUUGGAGACGGCAAAGAAGGGCCGAUAACACAUGCUCUCUCAAAUCUGAUUGUCGAGGACAUGAAAUCAAGCCCCCCUACUGUUCGUACACCUGUUCCAUAUUGACCUAACUUUAUUUCCUUCUCAAAAUAUGAUUAUGAACAUUCAUAAUAAGUAGUUAUGAUCCUGAAAAAUACCUACUCCGGUUGCGAAAUGUGGUAACUUUACUGAUCAAUGGUAUGUAAAGUAUGAAAUGUAAAAAUAUAUGUACAUGUAUAUGUGGGAUCUUAGGGCUGUUUGGUGCGAAAAAAAUAACCUGAGGGGAGUGGUUAGAAAUUAAGUUCUGACCAUUUUAUAAGCAAGUUUAAAACAGUCAUCCGUGUUUAGGUUACUAUUUUGCUGCAAAUACCUCAACCAGAUGACAAA
Messenger RNA from Medicago truncatula (barrel medic), 1562 nucleotides. Its product is annotated as D-amino-acid transaminase, chloroplastic. Bases 114 to 1262 code for a protein of 382 amino acids. Gene Ontology annotation, molecular function: catalytic activity. Gene Ontology annotation, biological process: carboxylic acid metabolic process. Lineage: Eukaryota; Viridiplantae; Streptophyta; Magnoliopsida; Fabales; Fabaceae. The transcript has 5 exons. The record is from RefSeq and is a predicted model, not a curated record.